UUCCGCCUGAACGGCUCCUUCCGUGUUUCGUGCAGCCACAGCGCCGUGACUGCGGUGUUGCUGUGCUUUCAGGUUCCUCUUUAUUCCAGUAUACAGACCCUCGGUCCGACAUGAUGCACAGUACCGCCGCUGGCGGAGUUAGGUGCUCCUCAACGCUUGGGACACGGGCCUCGCAGCCUGGCCAGGACUUGUAGAGAGCCGCAGGCGGACCGCGGAGCCGCUGUCACUGGGGGAGGCGACAGCCCGCCUCGCGCUCCGGGCUCUUUAAACUGAGGCCCAGGCUGCGCUAAACGGGCCUGAGACGCAUUUCUUGGCUGGAGAUCCCGAAACCAGCUACCGAAAUAUGAGAUAGAACCAAUUCUAGUUCCUUAUGAUGUGGUUCGUGAAUCUUCGAUAUGGAGUGGGGGGCCUGUCCGAUCUAACAGCGGAUCCUUAAGCGGUCCUGAUACGAGAGGCCGCCGGAUGCACAGCUUUCUGCUUACCGCGGGAGAUAAAGUCACUGCUGGCUGCGGGGCGAACGCAUAAUCCACGUGUAGCACUCCGCUGACCGAAGUUUAUCGCCACGGGGGCGCCGGCAUCGUGCUUUUUAUUACACUGGAGUGGAGACAGCGUAUCCCGAGGGGACGCUGUUCACAGUGACACCGCCUGCUAGGGUGGUCGUGCCCCUGCCCGGGCCGCCUGUAGGGUUCCGCGGCUGAUUGAAAGAAGCGGUGACGAGCGGAACCUAUCGGUUAUUCUGACAGAGGUGGUUAAAUAUGACUGAUAAAUAAGCGUGAUCGGGGUGUUGACGUUAUUAUUCACGGGCAGAGCGAGCCUAGCCACCAUGCAGGCGAACUUCGGCUAAAGGAAAAGCCAGCGGGGGUCCGCGAUGGCCGGUCGAGCGGGGCUGCACAAGCCAUCCGCCACCUAAGCGCCGUGUUUUCGCCAAACACGCCGCUCCGCUGCCUCACAGCCUGAGGGUGGCCUUUCGGGUGAAUAGGCCGCUUCUGCUUCCCUAUCCCGAUCGGCCGCAUGCCGAUGCCUGGGUUCUUCCAAGGCCGGACAAGGGGACUUGCAAGCUCCUUUUGAUCAGAUCUGGUCGCUUUUUGAGAUUAGACAGGGGCGCCCCACUAUAGCGGACCCGUACCCGGCAGUCCCGGGAAGCGGAUAAGGCGGACGGUCCUCCGAGCGCCCCGUUAGAGCGCUUGGUAAGUGGAUGUUAGUGGCGCCCUGGUGUAUGCGCUGAUAUGGACGGGCCAGGCCCCAGGCAGAGCCGGCGCACCCGCUCCCAGCGCGACAGGGAGCGCCUGCGAAGGAGGGCCGAGUCGCAGCGCAGGGCGUCGUCCGCGUCCUCCGACUCCGAGCGGCCAGCAGCCGCCGAGGACGGAACCGGGGCGACUGUCCGCCUGGAUUGCGGUGCCGAAUCUUUGUGCGGACGGCGCAGGCCGCCCCGCCGGCGGAAGAGAGAGUCGGCGUCCAGGGAGGAGGACAUCAUCGAUGGGUUCGCCAUCGCCAGCUUCGUCAGCCUGGAGGCCUUGGAGACGGACUGUCCGCUCAAGACUCCGGCGCAUGUGGCAUUCCUGAGAUGCAGGGGGACCAAGAGACGGAGGAACCACGGGGACAGCGAGGGCCACCUGGAUCGGGAGUCUGACCAGCAUGGCUAUCCCACUGGCUACCAGGAGAGGCGCCGCAAACGUGGCAGGAAGCCAGAGACCGUCGGGAGCUUCUUGCUGGAGACUGGUUACAUAUGUGACGCAGAGAGUGACUCUGGUGAUAAGAUGUCAGAAAAUGACAUGGAUCCAAUAUUCAUUGUCAGCACUAGAAAAGAGCCUGCCCCCCUGAUGAUGGCUACCUCUGUGAGGAGCGGCCCCUCCCCGCCCUCUAUGCUGCGCUGUCACCCCUGGCUUUCGGUGACGCCGCGCGUUUCGGGCCUCCAGCGCAGUCAGGAGAAGAGUGUGGACCUCUCAGCCUCGGAGCCCCUGGCCACGGCGGCCGCCUCGCUCUUCCUCCCCAAGGGCGUCCCCACGCGACACGGUGCCGGCCCCUCGCCAAAACUGAAAGACUUCCUGAUGUUGCCUGAGCACCGGGCCGCCCCCUCUGGCCUGGACUUCAGCAGCAGGAGCAGCACUGUGGCCAAGCCCCCCUCCUCCUCCGCCUCUUCCUCCUCUGUGUGCCCCCCCACGCCUACGGCGAGCGUGGCUGCCAGCCUCUCGGGGGCACUGCCGUCUCGCUCACAUUCCAGCUCAGGGACUCACUACAGGUCAUCCCCCGGCCUGCCUCCACUGCCCCCCCUCCAGCAGGGGGUCUCUCAGCCACCCACAGGCUCCAGCGCUGGUGCUUUCACAGGGCCCAAUUUGCUGUCCCAGGAACUGCGCUCUCAUUUCCUUACAUCAAAGUGUACGGGGGCCGAGGCGGGGGCACCCACUGCGGACACGCAAACCAACGGGGGCCCUUCGUCCUCAGGCCCCAGCGAGGCUUCUGGCCGCCGCUCGGCCCCCACCAGCGCCCAGGCUGCCGUCCCACCACUGGCGUUCCAGUUCCACCAGCACAACCAUCAGCACCAGCACACUCACACGCACCAACACUUCACGCCGUUCCUGCCGCCUCCAACCACCGCCGGUCCACUGUUUGACAAGUGCAAGAUGGAGGGACUUUACAGGCACCCCUUUUUCCCUCAGUACCCUCCCACAGUUCCUGGGAUUCCCCCUGUGCUGCCCUCUACUGGACCAUUCAGUUCCCUGCAAGGAGCUUUUCAACCAAAGGGCACCAGCCCAGAGAUGUCGCCUCGUCUCGGACCUGUAGCUCAUCUGCAACCCAAAGACCCUAAACUGAGUGACCCAUUCAAGAUGUCCUCAAGAGUUAGUAACAAACCCGGGAAAUGGUGUGCGAUGCAUGUCCGUGUGGCCUGGAUGAUUUUCAGACACCAGGAGAAAGUCAAGGCGGAUCCUCGGAAGCUGGAUUUCCGUAGCGACAUGCUUUCCCGUCUGCCUGGCUCUGGGCACGGACCUCUAGGAGCGGUCCACCCAUCCUCUUCUUCAUUUGUUCCUCCUCUAACUCCUCACUCUUCUUUCCUCACCCCCCCAGGUCACUUUGAUGCCUUUGGCCGCCUACUUCCUUAUGCCUCCCUGGGAUCUCUGGGUACCGGUGCCUUCGGUGGGCUGGGCAGCACGGCGCUGGUGCCCAGCUCGUUCGGUCCUAAGGACAGCCCCGGAAGGUCCGUGGGGGGGAUAGCCGGCUGCCACGACUCCUGGAAGCGCCUACACCGCACCUCUGCCUUCUCCACAGCCCCCACCUGGACCCCGGCUGCCGACAAAAGGGAGGAGCGAGAGCCGGCUAAGGAGAAGGAGGUCAUCCACAUCAAAGACGAGAAGGACCGUGACUGCCUUGCAUAUGGUCGCCGCCCUGGCCUGGAGUCCCCAGCCAUGGCCCCCGUCAGGCCCCGCGGCAGCACCCCCGUGUCCCAACGUGACCGCGAGGGGCCCCAGCCCGACACUGAAGCCCCACCCCGGGAGGGCCCCCCAACAGCGCACAGCCGUGACAGAGAGCGGGACAGCAAGCCGACCCCCUCUCUGUCCUCCAGGUCGCACCUCGUGCCGGAGAGACCCUGCUCCUCUUCCUCCUCGGCACCCCCCACCCCUGCACCCUCCCUCAGCCUGGCUUCUUCUCCUCUGGACCUGUACCCCUGUCGGCAUACCCCCCAGGGAACCAAAUCUCAGGCGGAAGCCUCCCGCCCCCCCCAGAAGGAGAGCUUCCCACUUUGUGCUCCUACCUCCCUGCUGUCCCAGGACAAAAAGGCCGACCCCAGGCCCUCCCAGAAUCGGCCGUCCCCCCACCUGCUGGCCCCCAUCAAGGUCAAGGAGGAGCGCAGAGACGAGCCGGAGCCGAGUGGCCUGUCCCUGCUGCCCCCGCACCCUGGGGGCCCAGCCCCCCUCUGCCUGGGCCCGGCGCCUGGCCUGCCCACGCACCACUCGCUCUCGCUGUCCCUGACUCCGCGUGCAGCCGGUAUGGUGAUGGGAUCGCCAGCAGAGCGCUAUACCUCCUACCCCCACGUCCUGCCACAGAGCCACUCGUGGGACCCCUGGAGGGAGCAGCAGCGUGAGGCUCUCGCCCUGCGUCCCGAUGCCACGCUGGCCCGGCUGUUCCAGCAGCAUCAGGCCCAGAGGUUCUAUGAGGCAGAGCGGGUCACAAACCCUCACCACCCGCCUGGCUCCAGCCCCCUGCCCCCACCAACGUCAGCACGCCAGGACUUCGGACUUCCGCACCACGCCCAUCCGGAACACGGCCCCCAGUCCAUGGGGGGCACUGGCGGCGGCCUUCUGGACACUGAGCAGCGAGCGCACAUUUUGCGGGAGGACUUUGAGAGGGCGAGAUAUGGGAUGCAUCCUCACACGCUGCUGGCUACCCCUCACCUGGCCACCCCCCCGCACCACCACCUGGAACCGCUCUAUGGCAGCCUGCUGUCCCACCCACAUCAGCCUGGGGCCACAGGCCCCCAUCACCACACCAGCCUCUACUCCCGCCUGGGCCACCUGGCUUCCCACCCUCGGCACGUGGCUAAUGGCCUGAUCUCCAAGGCUACCUCUGGACUGAUGGGCUCGUUGUCGAUCGGGGCACCACCGCCCCUCAUCCCAUCCGUAACCCCCAGCAGGGCCUCGGUGUCUCCUCGCAGCUCCCGCUUUGCACCUCCCCCUGAACUGGUGCUGUACAGUACACACAAAGACAGGGAAUCUAGAUAGUGCAGGGUGCCCCCCCUUGUGGUCACCUGAGAGUAGUGUGAUGAUUUUAUUUCAUGCUGUUCUGAAGCUGUGCUGUUACCCUCCUUAAAACUGAUAGCAAAUCUGUUACUAAAUGGCGUAAAAAUGUACGUGUGGGUCACAGGUCGGGGACGAGAGACACUGCCUUAGCUACAGUAAAGCUAAGGGGACAAACAUUACAUGUAAACUUUAAACAAAUUGGAAUUAAGCUGAUCAUUGUGAUGGUACAUGUAAUAAGGUAUAAUGGAGGUUUGACUGGUGCUUUAGCCUGGACCCCUCAUAUUGAAUGAACUUUUUAAUUCUUGAGUAGAACGUUUCAGACUCUGAACAAGGUCUGUAGGCUCUGUUUAUGGUUGGCAUUAGUGAUUAUUUUGAAGCGCUUGGUGGGAUUACCAUGCACUGUCCAUUCUGCCUGGAUUUAAACGACGGGAAGUAAACACUCCCCUAUCCACUCUCCCCUAUCAUGGGUUUCCAAGUCUCAUUUUGUCCCAUAACUAGCUACCAUCAUAAAUUUUCUUUUGGUGUUACAUGAAAUGUAGCCCCCGCAUUCCCCGAGAUGGUAGGAUGCUGAUGCAUGCUUGUUCUUCCUCUUCCAGUUGUGGACGUUUCUGUAGCCUAAAAGCCGAAAUACCACAGACCCCUUACUGAACAUUAAAUCGGCCGCAGGAAGAAUAUAUAGUGUCUCUGUCCUCAAAGUGAGGAAGUAUCACUCAAGUAAGGCUUAAGUUGAUAAACCUGCCUGCAUAUAGAGCCCUUUUGGUUAAAUUACAUGCUUGUGCACUUGUAACUCACUGACAAAAUAUCUAUGACAGUCGAGCAACUUUGCAUAAUUUUACUUUAAUAAUGACCAACCUCCUUUAACCCCACGGAGCUAAGAGAAUAAAUGAUUCACUGUAAUACUGUAAGGGGGAACCUAAAGCUGAUUAUUUUUGUUAAUAUAUAUUUUUUAUAUAUAGGCAAAAGCGCUCCUUCUUUUGAAGGGAAUCAGAAGUGAGUGAUCAAUGCUGGUUUAGGUGAGAAGGUGACGCUGCAGCUUGGGUUUAGGAGUCUUUAUUUCCAAACUAUAGAAGGUGACGUUCAUCACAACACGCAUGUGGAAAGGAAAUGCAGGAGUCAUGCCCUAAGACCACCGGCCUAUAGUGCUUCAAAAAAGCUCUAUGGAAAAGUUUAUAAUUUAUAGGUAAUUUAUACAUUGAGGUAUGACGUGAUGGGGGCUGACAUGGACGGAAACAGCUGGAAGUCAUGUAUAGGACAAAAUAGUCAUUUGAAUAAAACUAUUUUGUAAUAUUUUAAACCUUUUCUUUCCUCUGAAAAGAACCUCGUAUGCUAACAAAUAAAGAGAUUGUUGAGUA
This is a messenger RNA of Brienomyrus brachyistius, 6085 nucleotides long. It is a transcript of the gene fbrs, whose product is annotated as fibrosin. The transcript has 18 exons. Lineage: Eukaryota; Metazoa; Chordata; Actinopteri; Osteoglossiformes; Mormyridae. The record is from RefSeq and is a predicted model, not a curated record. The coding region runs from base 1227 to 4715 and encodes 1162 amino acids.